This is a messenger RNA of Fonticula alba, 2146 nucleotides long. RefSeq lists its product as hypothetical. Gene Ontology annotation, biological process: G protein-coupled receptor signaling pathway. Lineage: Eukaryota; Rotosphaerida; Fonticulaceae. The record is from RefSeq and is a predicted model, not a curated record. Bases 4 to 1797 code for a protein of 597 amino acids. The transcript has 4 exons. Gene Ontology annotation, cellular component: membrane. Gene Ontology annotation, molecular function: G protein-coupled receptor activity.
CAAAUGGCCCCGCCCGGGCGGCUCUCGCACCGGGCCCCCUACACACCUCACUUUUCACCCCGCUUCGACUGGGUCCCCUCUUCUCCUCCUCUUCUUCCGUCAACCUCCCUUCGCCUGCGCCUCGCCCCGCGCCCGACCCCUCUCCGGCCCUCGGUCGUUGGCUUUUUCUUUCCGACCCCCCCCACCCCCACCUCGCCGUCCUGCACCAUGGCCCGGCUUCCGGACCCGCUGGACUCGAUGGGCUUCCACCUGGCUGAGAAGCUCGUCGUCGCUUUUGCCGGGUUGGUGAUCGGCGUCUCGCUGAUUGCCAUCCUCUUCACCCUCUACCACCGAAACUGGCCUCCCAUCAAGGCCAAGCAGCCAAGUCUCAUGUUUUUCGCCUGGGUCGGCGGCUCCUGCUUCCUCAUCGGCACCCUUUACAGCAACCGUGUGUUCCCGGUCAUCGACGGCUUCAAGGGCUGCGCUUUCUUCCACUACUGGAUCCAGGUCCCGAUGGGUGUGUCCUUCUACCUGACGGCCUGCUUCUACCGCCUUCUGCGAAUUUACCUCAUCUUCAAGGCCCGGCACCUGCACACCACCAAGUUCAUCAUUGCCCUGGUGGCGGCCAUCUACCUGCCCUUCAUCAUCUUCGGCAUUGUGUACACCAUCUUCGAGUGGGGUGGCCCGGUGGACAUUGACGGCUACAUGAUUUGCCUGACCCCCAUCCUGGCGCUGAUCAUCAAGUUCUCGCUGAUUGGCAUGCAGGUCAUCUGCUUGACGACGCUCACUUUCAUGACGCGGUCCAUCCGUCAUAAGGUCUUCUCCGAGUACAACGCCGUCAUGAACUCCAUGCUUGUGCACCUGGUGGCCUUCGUGCUGUUCACCAUCAUCUCGAUGCUCGGCCUGCAGUUCACCCUCUGGGGCCGGUGCCUGCUCGGCUGCCUGGUGUCCGUGGUCAUCGUCGUCAACCAGGCGUCCAUCAUCUAUGUGCCGCUGUACCAUCGCAUCGUCGACCCCGAGGAGUACCUUGCCAAGUUCCAGGCGCAAAUCUUCAACCCCUCGCUCGGGGCCAAGUUUGGCUCGCAGUUCUCCGGGUCCUCGCACCCCGGCGCCUCCGGCACCGGCUACGAUGAGCACGGCCUCACCAGCAGCACUUCCAUCUCGGAGACCGGGGCCCCGGAGAAGGGCGGCGACUCGCCCAUCAUCCCCGGCACCAUCAUCGGUGGCAAUGGCAUCUCCCACUGCUACGAGCUCAAGUCCCUGGACGGGUCCUCCUCGUACCAUCCGCACCCGGAUGCCAGCCACCCCGGCCUGCACGAGGACGACACCGCGUACAUGGUGGCCUCGGCGGCCGGCGCCACCGCUCCCGACGGGCAGUCUUACUACCCGAGCGAGGCCGAGUCUGCCGCCGACGUCGAGUCACUCCCACACCAUGGUGCUGAUAUGGGGUCCGAUGUCGAGGCCGAUGCCCAUGCCGACCCCCACCACCACCACCACCACCACCACUAUGUGGACCGCCACACUCCCGAGGACGAUGUCGAGGCCCGUGUCACCUCCAUCCCCCCGGCCGCUGGGGCCUCCUCUUCUUCCUCUGACAAGGGGGAGGAGUCCGACGCCUCGUCGGUGGACAUUCCUCCGCCGAGCAUGAUUGAGGAGACGCCCGAUUCCGCGUCGGCCACUCCCAAGGCCGCUGUCCCGGCUGUCGAUGCGCGCCAGUCCACCUCAUCCCUCGCCGCGUCCACCCGGUCUUCAGUGGCCUCCUUCUCGUCCUCGGUCGCCGGUGGCAGUGAUGGGGACAAUGACGAGUCGGUGAUCUAAGUCUCCCCCUGCUCGAGCAUGUGCCGUCCUCCUCCCCGCACAAAGGCAUGCUUCCGUAUGCGCAUGCAUGUGGCCGGGAGUGGUGCUUCUCCCUGCCCGCUCCCUGCUCUCGCGGGGUCCCAUGGCUUGGCAUCCCCUCCCUCUCUUUAUCGAUCGAUCGAUCGAUCUCUCCUUCUCUCCCCCUCUGUGUAGGCGCCUGCAUCUGCCUGUCCACCGGCAGGGGGAGGGGGAGAAAAAAAAACCCCAUCCCUGUCCUUGCCCCCUCUGAAAACCGAAAAGAAAAAAGCGCCCUCUCCCUUGUGCGGCGCAUAGUCGCGCCCUCGGCGCACAAUACAGUUUCCCCUUUCCC